UUGUGUCACAAUUGAGUCCACUCUUAGCGCCGUCCUUGGGCAUUGAAGAGAGACACAUUUGCAGCACUGUCCAAACCUGGUUUUGGUGGAAUUUUUUAGAGAUAACUUUUUUGUUGUUGCUCUGAAUCGCCUCAUAACUUUCCAACUAACUCUUACCGCUGUCUUUGAAUAUUCAAGAGACGUUCCAGUGCUGUGAAAAUAUUGGUUAUCCAAGAUAGAGCGAAAUAACUCACCAUACCUCUCCAACCGAAUCGUGGAUGUCUAUAGCCGUUAUGACAGCUAAAACAGAACUGUCCGGCUGGCCAGACUUCUCAGCCGAGGACUUCCCCCUGUUAGAACAGUCUAAACUGGGACAUCUCGGAUCCAGAACCUGGGUAAAAUCUCCAGGAGGAGAGCAGUCUCGAUACUCACCCAGAGAUACGGGCCAUUACGCACACAGCGGCUCCAUGGAUCUCUCACUGGAGAAACUCAUGUCGGUGAGUAAACUAGCGGACGGUGGUGUCAGGAUAGAGAUGGACCUGGAUACAGUACCGGGGGACCAGCGAGAUGGAGGUAACGGUAAGCAGCAGGGCCACCACCCGGGCCCGCAGAAACACCGGCGCGUCGCAGCUAACGCCCGGGAGAGGCGGAGGAUGCACGGGCUGAACAAGGCGUUUGACACCUUGCGGAGCGUGAUCCCGUCCAACAAUAAUAAAUUGUCCAAGUAUGAUACUCUCCAGAUGGCUCAGAUCUACAUCCAGGAGCUUUCGGAGCUGCUCACCGGGGUGGUGAAGCCAGAGGUUCGGGUCGGGUCGCGGAGUGGAUGCGCCUCACCGGAUAUAGACCACCCCAUCCCGGCUAGGAGGAACCUGCUGGGGUCUUUCUCUCCAGAGCCCCGGGGGAGCGGUGGUGGGAUGACUGGGAUCAGCUACACCCUGCAGGACUCCCCCUCCCCGCAGCCUCAGAACAAGAGACUGAUCGGAGACCAGGAGAACACUGACCCCGUCGGUCACCUCAUCAUUCUGUCUGCGCCUAAAUCUGAUCUAGGAUCGGGGAAUAAGAGGGUCUCUAACACUUCUAACGGGAGUGAUGGAGAGUCGUCGCAUUACAGUGACUUUGAGGACGGACAGGCCGGCAGACAGUGACAUUUUAGAGACUGAAUGUCACAACAGGAACUCUUAUAGGAGACGUUUUAAUAUGGAUUGUUUUAGAAGACAUAAUAACGGACACCAAAUGGAGCCACGUAGCCCACCUUGAAAUGUUGAAUAAUGUUCUGGUUUAGAUUAAGAGGGUAGUCUAGGCCUACUCUCGACUACAUUUAGACAAGAACACCUAUGUCUCACCAUGCCAUAUUUAUUUAUUAGAUGUGGACACCAGGGAUGGGGUCAAUUCCAUUUUAAAUUCCCCUCAGUUCAGGAAGUACACUGAAAUUCAAAUUCUCUUCAAUGGUUGCCAAUGGGAAAAAUUGGAGUCUGAAUUUGGUUUGAACUUUCUGAAUUGAAAUUGAAUGUACCCCAAAUCCUGCUCGUAGCUCAUCUUGAAAAGUUGAAUAAUGUUCUGGGUUAGAUUGAGAUGUUAGCCUAGCCCACAUCUAGACAACAACACGAAUAUCCCAGUGAGCACGAGAUGUACCUCACAAAGAAAAAAACGGCAGUUUUGAAACUGCAGUAAAAGAGCAGAACUGCAGCUGACGGUGGUAUUUUGGACGCAGUAGUUGCAGAAUAAUUGCAGUUAAAAUUACUGCAGUAAAAAAAAACUUAUUUUGGACGCAGUAUUUGCAGUGUACCGGGGUUGAAAAUUAGUAUUUUGCUCAUAGGGACGUUUAAUCAUGCCAUAUUUAUUUAUUAGAUAUCGACACUGCAAAAUUAAAAUACUUAUUCUACUGUGUGAUAUUGUAGACUUUAUUAUGUAUUUAAACAAGGCCUUGUAAUAUGAUAUAAUAAUAAUAAUAAUAAUAAUAAUAAUAAUAAUCUUCCUUUAUUGCACUUUAUUGACUAAAUAAGUCUGGAACAUUUCGUUUCACUGUCUGACUGCAUUUAUAUCUAAUAAUUUUAAAGAACAUAACCUCUUUGAUAUUUACGUAUUGUUAUUUUGUAUUCUUGCAAGAAUCGUUAUUUGAUGGAAUGAAAAAGUUUUGUAUUUGGUAGAUACGUAUUUCAAAAGUUGAGUAUUGCUGGUUUGUCUCUUUCUCCAGUAGCAUCAUCUCUUGUGGACACAUUACAUAACAUAAAUGGUAUUGUUCUGGGUUGUUGAGAUUAGACAGGGAUAGAGUCCUAGUAGUGAUAAUUACAGCCACAGUCUCUUGGCUUCACUGGGCCCGUAGGGGUGUAGAGUGGUUCGGGGGAUUUCUAGGCUAAAUGUUGAAAUAAAUGCAAUUUACAAAUGGA
This is a messenger RNA of Coregonus clupeaformis (lake whitefish), 2366 nucleotides long. RefSeq names its product protein atonal homolog 1-like. The record is from RefSeq and is a predicted model, not a curated record. NCBI's taxonomy places the organism in Eukaryota, Metazoa, Chordata, Actinopteri, Salmoniformes, Salmonidae. Gene Ontology annotation, molecular function: protein dimerization activity. The coding region runs from base 258 to 1124 and encodes 288 amino acids. The transcript has a single exon.